Messenger RNA from Lotus japonicus, 4252 nucleotides. Its product is annotated as BTB/POZ domain-containing protein At1g04390. The transcript is spliced from 11 exons. NCBI's taxonomy places the organism in Eukaryota, Viridiplantae, Streptophyta, Magnoliopsida, Fabales, Fabaceae. The record is from RefSeq and is a predicted model, not a curated record. Bases 69 to 3113 code for a protein of 1014 amino acids. Gene Ontology annotation, molecular function: protein binding.
UAAAAAGAAAACCAACCAUCUCCGUCGUCGAUUCUCUCACAGUUGCAGCAGCUCCUCCUCCAUCCACCAUGAAAUCCUCAAGAGAAAAAGAAAACAACCGCUGCAUCAGUUGGCACAUCCACACCCUCCAUAAUCGUCUUCUCCACGCCUUAAACCUUGGCACCAGGCAUUUUGAUGAGAAGACAGAUAGAUGGAAGUGGCAGUGUGCCAACCUUGAAGUGCAGAAAAAUGUUCUGCGAUCCAUGGACGCGUUUCUUGAUUCGAUAUCAGGAGAUGCACGGGCCGUACGCCAUACUAUUGUUAAGGAAUCUGUUGGUGAGGUUUUGGGAGCAUUAUUAUGGAUUCUUCAAUGCAAAAGUGGCCCUUUGUUAAGCAUGGCAUCGAAUGUGGCGUUGAAGUUAGUUAGUGUUUUACCAAAUCUGCUAUUGCAAUCACAUUUGCUGGAUCUUGUGUCUUGUCUAUCAUCCUUGUUGUCUUCACAUCAAGUUGAAGUUGCAGUACCCUGUGCAACUGCUUUGAAUUUGGUAAUCUCAAAUUUGAGUGCUACGAAGGAGAAAGCAGUUAUGGAAGCAUUGAAAGAAAAAGAGAUUUCCAUUUGUAUUGUUGGAAAUAUAAAGGAUUUUGCUGGAGGUGCGAAGAAAAUCGGAUACUUUGAAGAGAUGGCUUCACUUUUGAGCACAAUACUGUUGCGGUGGCCUUCGUCUAGGUUCCCUGUUUGUAAUGAUGUUAAACUUAUGGAAUGUUUAGCAAACAUGCAUACAGGGACAGAUAGUUCUACCAAACUUGUAAUUUUAAAACUAUACACGUCAUUAGCUUUAUGUGGCUCUGUGGCGAAAAAACUUAUGGAGGAUGGAAAAGUAUUUCUACAAAUGGUUGUGCGGGCAAUGGGAAAAUCAAACCCUCAUGAUGUUCAGAUAGAGGGGUUUAAGCUUGCUCGAUGUCUAUUUAGAUCCCAAGAGAAUUGUUUGCAAGUGGUGGAUUUGUGUGGUGAAGCUCUUGUUGAGGCCAUAAUUUGUGGGAUGAGAGAAACAGGUCCGAUUUCCCAGAAAAAUGGGAACAACCAUGGCUCUUUAUUAAUGGAAGCAUGUCAGUUGGCUCUUAUAACACGUUGGGCUGGUGAUCAUCAUAUCAGUUUUUGGAAACAAAGAAUUGACAGAGUCCUCCUUAAUCUUCUGAUUGAAAAUAUUCAAGACCAAUCAUCAGAACUUGUCUUGUCAUUGGAUAAACAAAUAUCCUUGGUGAAGGAGGGAUUAAAAUCCAACUAUCAACUUGGUCUGAGGAGUUAUGUGUGGGACAUUCUUGGGUGUCUUAUGAUACAUUAUGGAGAAAGUACCCCUGGGACUGGGAGUAAGCUCCACAUCAACUUACUAAUUAUGUGUGCAUGCUUGACGUUUGCGGAUACAAUUCAAAAUUGGUGCCGAAUAUGUCAAAAGGAUGUUGAUGAUAAUCUUCAAAGCGAACCAGUAUCAAGGGCUGUUCUAAUGAUGAUUUAUUCUCCAUGUGAUUACAUUUCCUCACGUGCUAGAUUCUUGUUAUCUGAUAUACUGAAGGUGAGAGGCAUGACAUGCUUGGAAAACAUAAUGCAUACUUUAGAUUAUACAUCAUCCCUAGAAAGCUAUGGUUCGUUUGAUAAACUUCAACUUGUUAUUAACUUAAUUGGGUUAACUUGUCUCUCAAGUUUAACACAGUAUCAAAGAUGUAUCAUUGAAAGCAAAGGGAUAAAGGCAGUUGUUCUUCUUUUGAAACGAUGCUUAAGUAUUGACAUUCAUGUCGAAAGGCCUGAAAUUGCUCCUCAUUUGUAUACAACAUUCUAUGAAAGGUCUUGUUGUUGGAUUGGUAGAGGAGAUUGGGAAGGUUCCAAUGUUCUUUUAUUUUAUUGUUUGUGGGGCUUAGCUGAAUUUCUUCAUCAAUGUGGCCUUUUACAUGAUAAAGAUCCGCAAUUUACUACAGAAGUGACUAACAUUAAAGCUCAAUUAGUUACCAAACUUCAUGAGAUCUACAGUAGCACUUCUUUCAGUCCAGGAGUGAAAUGGUAUGUUUCUUAUAUUCUAAGUCAUUUCGGAUUCUAUGGUUUCCCAAAUGAAUUUGCCAAAAGGAUUGGGAAAUCUUUUAAUAAGGAGGAAUAUGCAGAUUUGCUACUUGUAGCAAAUGGGGGUUCUGUGAGUGUUCAUGGUAUUAUCCUUGCUGUUCGAUGCCCAUCACUUCUGCCACCUGAAGUCUUAUCUAGUAGUAAAAGUUCUAAAGAAGUAACACAGAAGUUUGUUGGAGAGACCAUGAGGGAAGUUCGUUUAUCUUCUCGUGUUGAUUAUGAAGCAUUGUUGAUGUUGUUGGAAUAUGUAUACUUGGGAUCCUUACAUGCGGGAGAAGAAAUGGUAAAGAAGCUGAAGAUUCUUGCUAGUCGCUGUAAUCUACAGCCUCUGUUUCAAAUGCUUUGCAGAGAACGUCCAAAUUGGGGCAGACCUUUCCCCAGCUCUAAUCUUACUUCAUCUCUUGAUUCAGCUGGAAGUUGUUUUUCAGAUGUCAUAUUGGAAGCUAAAUCAAAUAAACUUGUUGGAUGGGCAUGCAAUAUUUGUUCUCACUCGGUACCACAUGUGCAUGUUCACAAAGUUAUCUUGCAGUCUGGCUGUGAUUAUUUACAGGGUCUGUUCCGAUCAGGAAUGAAAGAGAGUCAUUUACCAGUCAUAAAGGCUCCUAUUAGCUGGGAAGCUUUGAUGAAACUAAUACAUUGGUUUUAUUCUGAUGAGCUGCCAAAUCCUCCCUCUGGAUGUUUGUGGGUUAAUAUGGAUGAUGAAGAAAAGCUAUUCAAUCUGCAACCAUAUGUGGAGCUCUGUUGGCUUGCUGAGUUCUGGAUUUUGGAAAAUAUUCAGGAAGCCUGCUGGAAUGUGAUUAUGUCUUGUCUUGAUUCUUCUGUGCAGUUGGCCUUUAAAGUAAUCAAAAUGGCAUAUGAGCUCUCUUUGUGGAAGUUAGUUGACAUUGCUGCAAAUCUCAUGGCUCCUUCAUAUAGGCAAUUGCUAAAUUCUGGUGAACUUGAAGAAUUUGAUGACGCGCUAGUUCAAAUAAUUUAUUCUGCUUCACUUCGACUUAACCAGGAAGGCAAAAAUUGCUUUAGGUGAUUAUUUUCUUCAAGACGAUUCAUAGUGCGGGAGAUUCAGGAGCUGUGUAGUAAAAUUCGUCAGGAGCUUAACAUUUUAUAUAUUAGGUGCAAUUGAAGAUAUUGGUGUCACUGGAUUUCUGUUCAUCAAACAUCAGGCCAAAGCAUAGUCUUCAUUCAAUUAAUGAGUUCCACCUAACUCCAUCUUAUUUUUUGGGAAGUCCUUUCAAUCUGGUGUGGAAAUGAAAUGCUGUUGGAAGUCAAUUGCAGUUCCUGCUCUUUGAAAGAAAAACACCACCUAAUGGAAUUAUGGAGGAGAAAAAACUUGACAGCCAAAUAGGUUAAUCAAGCUCAAGGACAAUCUUCCAGGAACAACAGGGGAUGUCAGCUUUGAAAAUGUAGAAGUUUGAUACUACUCAAAUAAGAAAGAAUACAGGGGCUUUGAAAGGGAGACGCUGACGAGUUAACAUUAAAUUGGACUAAGGCAGGGGACAAGUGCUGUUUUGGAAGGCAUGAAAACAACGAAGGUAUCAUACAAAUUGUGCAGUCAAGCUCUCUCCUAGCAAGCCCCUCCUAUAAAAAAGAUAACACUGCUCCCCCUUAACCAAAUCAUACUCCUUCAUUUCAAAUCAUGAUACAUGGCAUGUAUGGUUAUUUGUUCUCCAUUUUUCUUUUUAAAUGAAAAAAAGAAAAUUACUGUAAAUUUGUGAGAAGGGAUAUAUUGACUCUAUAGUGAUACUGGAGCACUGAAUUUGUUCCAACUUCCAAGUAACCCCCACCGAUGGGCAAAACAAUAUUGUAGUAGUGAGUAUGGGAGGACUAUUUUUCCCUGGUUGCUUUCUGUUAUCUUUUGGCUGUAAGUUCUGAUGAAAAGUCACAGAUUGAUUAGAGAUAUGAUCAAGUCUUUGUAAAGGGUAAGCAACCCUCACCCCCAAGCUAAUUUUUGAGGUAGAGUUACAUUGAAUCUUUAUUUUUGGCUAUGUCUCUGGUCAAUGUGUGAACACCCCUCACAUCUAGGGUUGGACAUCUGCAGUGUGGCCUAAUAAAAGGAUUCAAGAUUGGCUUUGACCUCAUAUUAGAAUGAGGUUGAAUCUAACUCAACCUUAUCAGCUAAUAUAGAGGUGAGGGUUGCUCUAACAUUUAUAAAGACUUAUUUUGUGA